GGGUGGCAAGGUUGGCCGCAGGUUUUCCGUGGGUGUCCGGGCCGAGUUUGUCCCUCGUCGCAUGCCGGCGGGGGCCCGGGCCGGAGAAGACACGCCGAGCCUGCUGUCUGCUCGCCCGGGGAUGGCGGCCUCGGUGGAUUUUAAAGCGUACGUGGAGCAAGCAUGUAGAGCUGCUGAAGAAUUCGCCAAUAUUUACUACGAAACAAUGGACAAAAGGAGAAGGGUAUUGACGAGGCUGUACCUGGACAAAGCAACGCUGGUGUGGAACGGGAAUGCAAUUUCAGGCCAAGAGGCCCUGAGUGAGUUUUUUGAAAUGCUGCCAUCCAGUCAAUUCCAGAUCAAUACAUUAGACUGCCAGCCAGUUCACGAGCAAGCCACACAGAGUCAGACAACGGUUCUCGUUGUGACCAGCGGGACGGUGAAGUUCGACGGCAACAAACAACGUCACUUCAACCAGAACUUCCUCUUGACAGCCCAAGUCACCCCCACCAACACGGUGUGGAAGAUUGCAAGUGACUGCUUCCGUUUCCAAGACUGGGCCAGUUAGUGGAGGGUGAAAACCCUGUCUCCUUUCUUCUUCCCCCCCUUUUUUUUCUUCUUUUUUUUCAAUUUCAGGUUCUGAGAGCCAGCAACCUAAAGACAUUCUGACUAAAACGCACGGAGAUCUGUUCGAUUUACUUUUGUAGAACCACUUCAAAGCCAGAUCUUCUAAACCUUAAAGCCUUUAGUUACUCUUUGAACUGCCCCCACCCCAUCACCUUCUCUAAGCCAGCUUGAGCACGCAGACUCCUGUCGUGGAAACUGAAGCGUGGAGCCGGGCAGCUUGAUAAACUGUCGACGCUCACUUUUAGCCGGACAAGCCUGCUCCACCUAAGAUCGGACAUCCGAUUCCUUUCGGCUACCACAGGGACUGUUUUCUUAGGCGACCGAAACCCCCGGAGAGAAGCUCUUCGCCGGGCAAGAUUGGUGAAGGCAGGACACCUGCCUCCUUCCUAUCAGAGGAAUAUCACCGGGUCACCUGGACCAGAGACAAAAAGUGCCACGUAUUUUGACCCAAAGCCGAGUUGGCACCCGCCUCAUUUAGUAGGGACUGGAAGGGCGUCGAAAGAUGUGGUGGUUUUAUUUGUUCGUUUGGGCUCUGUUCGUAAUCGCUCACUAAUUAUUGCUGCAUAUUGCUGCGUAUUACCUAAAUCGAAUAGGUCCACAAAAGGAGAAAGUUCUCCAUUGGUGCCUAGACCCCGUAAUAGGUGAAAAAGUAGUUUUGUUGGUUUUUUGUUUCCCCAAAGUCUUUGUCCCAGCCUCCAAGUGGGUCUCGUUUCUUCCGGAAUGCAUUACUGGCUGCUUGCCCGCCUGCCGGCAGGGUUCUGAACAAAAUUAGGGGCGAGGAGGGGAAUAGGCUCAGUGAAGGGCUCCGAAGUCAAGGACCAAGUGAGAGCCGCUUUAAAACUGUUGAUGCUUUCUCCUGCCUCGUAGCAAAAUUCAGUACUGGAGAAUUUAAGUCUGUGAGGUAGCUAGCUAUAUUGUUAUUGUUUGAUGUAAACCUUCUCUCAGAGAAGGUUUGCAACAUCUGAAGGGCCACGUAAGCCUCUUAAGUUGCUACUCAUGACCCUAGUUUGAAUCUGGGGCCUGCUUAUUUCGACAAAAGGAUAGGAUGCCGCAUAAUCAAAGCAAAUGUUUGGGAAGCAUCCCUAUGGUUGCCUUCUAACUGCAUUGACCCCCCUUUUCCAAAGUGGUUCUUUACACCAAACAUCCAUUAUUUUUUGCCUGGUUUACAGCUAUUUUUGUUUGCUAAAAAAAAAGACACCCUCUAAUAAAUCGUGUCUGUCAGUGUCAGAUUUGUGUCCUAAGGAUGCACGUGGACAAAUGGUUCUGUUUCAAACCAGUGUGUUGGUUCUGUUCACAGUAGAGGAAAUGCACAGGAACAACUGUCUUUUAAUAAGCUCAUCGUUUUCACUAUACAGUAGAUUGUGAAACAGUGGAGAAUGGCAACCUGCAGAUCUGAAAGAGCAAAGUGGUCGAUUUGACUGGAACAGUGGUAAACUGUUGCCUCUUCCCCCUUUCCCUCCCACCUUUUUCCCUUACCUGAAAACGUUCACAGGUAAAGCCGGCUUUUCUUGAUUCAUCGGAGCAUUUUGGGGGAGCUGUGUGAUAUAAGCUUUCCCCUUGACUACUUUGCUCAUCUUACAAGAAAGCUUUCUUCACAUUUUAUAAGCUGUUUUGGGAGGAAAAUGGCUGCUAUUAGGAGUUUGUGUGGAGGGUAGGUUUCUGCAACCCAUCUGAGGCCUGUGAUCAUGUUGGCUCAGAUGAUCCGGCUAGAAAUUUAGGCACUCGAUUCCGCACAGUCUGUCUGUACCUGUCUUGGCGCUGGCAUUUAAUUUUUAAAGGCUCCAAACUGUCGAAGCAGCAGUUAACACGCUUAAACAGUACCCACCCGGUUGAAAAGGGCCACAGAUGGAAAGAACUCCAGCAAGCCGAAAUGCCAGGAGUCAAAGUAGGGUCACUGAGGACUGGCGUGAAAAAUAGUGCUGAAAAAUGGUAUUUCUGUAGGGUUUUUUUGUUAGGAUUUGUUUUCCACGAGGCAUGUCUGGUUUAAUUUUUAUAUUUAAGAAUAUAGAAGCUCACUGUUUUGGGAAAGCCAAAGUCAUUGUGAAAGAACCUAGUUUCUGCUUUGUGUGGGUGAACUAGACCAUCUCUUGAAUGUACCUUUUUAAAAGAUGUUUUAAGGUAGGUUUUUUUUUUUUAAGGAGGAUCAGAUUGAGGGUUUGUUUUUUUUGUAUUGCAAAAACUUUUCAGGAUAUUAAAGUGCUGAGAAUGA
This is a messenger RNA of Tachyglossus aculeatus (Australian echidna), 2815 nucleotides long. RefSeq names its product nuclear transport factor 2 like export factor 2 (gene NXT2). NCBI's taxonomy places the organism in Eukaryota, Metazoa, Chordata, Mammalia, Monotremata, Tachyglossidae. The record is from RefSeq and is a predicted model, not a curated record. Gene Ontology annotation, biological process: protein import into nucleus. The transcript has 4 exons. Bases 62 to 547 code for a protein of 161 amino acids. Gene Ontology annotation, cellular component: nuclear pore central transport channel.